Mesitornis unicolor (brown roatelo) is the source of this 405-nucleotide messenger RNA. Its product is annotated as PI-PLC X domain-containing protein 3-like. The transcript has 2 exons. The record is from RefSeq and is a predicted model, not a curated record. Gene Ontology annotation, biological process: lipid metabolic process. Gene Ontology annotation, molecular function: phosphoric diester hydrolase activity. Lineage: Eukaryota; Metazoa; Chordata; Aves; Mesitornithiformes; Mesitornithidae. The annotation marks the transcript as partial.
GUUCUCAUAUUCUACCACUACCCUUUGUACCGGGAAUACCCCUUCCUGUGGCCAGGGAAUAAAAUGCCGGCACCAUGGGCUAAUACAACCAAUGUGCACAAACUGUUACAGUUCCUGGAGACCACUCUUGGGGAACGAAGUCGUUAUGGGACUUUUCAUGUUUCUCAAGCAAUUCUCACACCUCAAGUGAAAACUAUUGCACGGCAUCUAAUUCGUGGUCUGAAGAACACGCUUGUUCAUAGGAACCUGCCCAUGAUUUUGAACUGGGUGAAAGCACAGAAGCCAGGUGUUAUGGGUGUUAACAUAAUUACAUCAGACUUUGUGGAGCUGGUUGACUUUGCUGCUACAGUUAUUGCAUUAAACGACCUCCUUUUAGAAGAGGAUGAAUCUGCAACUAAAUCUUGA